Messenger RNA from Entrophospora sp. SA101, 141 nucleotides. The record is from the annotation of a GenBank genome assembly. NCBI's taxonomy places the organism in Eukaryota, Fungi, Glomeromycota, Glomeromycetes, Entrophosporales, Entrophosporaceae.
AUGAAGCAAGUUAAUAGUAUUCUUCGUCAAACCAGAGAAGAUCAUAAAUCGGCUGUUGUAGAAAGAAUCGAAACUGUUGGCCAAAUAGGAAAUCUUAAGGCUGUAGCAGCAUCAGAAAUUAAAGCUGUUUUAGAUUCAUAG